This is a messenger RNA of Rhodofomes roseus, 2889 nucleotides long. RefSeq lists its product as uncharacterized. Gene Ontology annotation, biological process: signal transduction. The record is from RefSeq and is a predicted model, not a curated record. The transcript has 10 exons. Gene Ontology annotation, cellular component: cytoplasm; cytoskeleton. Bases 1 to 2889 code for a protein of 962 amino acids. Gene Ontology annotation, molecular function: GTPase activator activity; protein binding. NCBI's taxonomy places the organism in Eukaryota, Fungi, Basidiomycota, Agaricomycetes, Polyporales, Fomitopsidaceae.
AUGUCUGCAGGCACGGCCGUGGACAGAUCUGCUAGGAAUGCAGACGCAAGCCUCAACGGUCAUGUUCAGGCUGCCUCAGCACCCGCCGAAAACGUCGCAGGACGCGCCUCGGUCGAUCAUGGCGUACCAUCUGCCCCCGAGGUCCACCUGAACGGGCGGCCCGCUUCCAGCAUGGGGAGACAGUCGCGGUCAGGCAGCGUCUCGGGAGACGCGGUGCCCGGUGAGGGAUGGGGAGCGAACUUUUGGGUGACACUGAUUGAUCCACAAACCCAGGUGUCGUUCUAUGCAUGCCCUGCAACGGGAGAGGUUAGCUGGGACCCUCCAGUUGGGAACUUUCUAUUGCCCCCAAAUCCGGAGGGCGAGUGGUGGGAGAUGAUCGACGAGGCAAGCGGGCUGCCGUACUACUACCACACCAAGUCGAGUGAGACUGUCUGGGAACGGCCGAACGCGUUCGUAAUUCCUCUGGGUAUCCUACAGAACACGGCGUUAGGACGCCGUCUAUCCGCACGUCGAUCUUCGCCCAAGGAUUCCGCCCCUGACGGGAGCACGCAUGAUAGGGUACCAUACCGCCGCUCUAACUCGUAUCGCAGCGACCAAGACCUCAGACAGAGCCACGCCGCAAACCAGCAGGAUCGCCGGUCGCAGUCCGCUUCCCGUAGGUCACCUUCCAAGACGUCACCAACCGCCAGCCCCGCUGUAAGCCCGGGCCCUUCCAAGAAGACACCCCCACGCCGACCGGCGACGAGUAGUGACCAUGUACGCUCUGGAACCACGUCGAGUGGGGGCCCGCUUGCGUAUCCCCGUGGACACCCACUUGCACCCAUACCCGGCUCACCAUACGUAUCCGACGCGUCCUCUGCCGUACCCUCGCGCAAGUCCAUGUCUGCGCAAUCUAUCACCGACCGGUAUGCCAAAGCGCAGGACGCUGCGCGCAAUGAACAGAAGCGCGAAGAAGAAGAAGCGCACCAGAGCCAGCACGAUGGUUCCACGCUGGGCCGGUCGCGUUCGAAAUCGUCCAGCUACCUCUCCUAUCGCGCGCCCCAGCCGCAGUCUCUCUCCGCAGCGCUUGAGAUGAUCGCACUUUCCGAUUCGCGAUCCACGACGUCAUCAUUGUCGGCGGACAAGAUCCGCACCGUCUCAGAGAAUGGGCAUGGCGAGCGCUCUGCUACGCCGUCACUGCUCGAUCCCCGCAAGCUUCGCAUCAGCACAGACCACGGCGACGGCCUGCAUACUGCGCCUGCGUCACCAAACCCGAUGUGGCAACGGGGGAAGAAGAAAGAGAAGGCGGGCGUGCCGCCCAGUCCGCGACGACCCAUGCCUGCGCUGCCUCAUGCUGGAGGCGCCCGCAGCGUAUCUACUCCUACUCCUGCGACUAUCGACGGGAAGGUGAUCAGUACUCCCAUUUUCAACCCAGACGCAACGAGGGACAUGAACCAGGCCGUGAACGCCGGCACCGUCCCUGCUGAGCUCUACCGCAAACCGACGCACGCAUCCGCUGUCUCACUCAACACCGGCAAAUACCUUGUCCUCCCUCACGAACUCUCCUCCGAUAUCCAACAAUUCGCGGAGUCGCAUUUCGCAAGGCAGUACUUUUCCACGCACCGUGUCGGUUUCCUUUUCAAGCGCAAGGUCCCGGUCGAGCAGAUGAUGAGUUGGCAGAAGGCACCAUUGAGUUCACCAUUACUGCAACUCAACCGAUCCCUGCACAAAAACGCAUUGAAGAUUUUCAAGGUCAUCCAGCACAUCAUGGGCGACCGCGAGCGCGAACGUGCCAUGAGAUUCGGGGGUGAGGGGACAGUUUCAUCCGCAAUGGCCAACGCAUCGACAACAUCCCUCCCGAACCCCGGGCAGGCGGCGAAGCUGGAGGACGAGCGAUGGCUGCUCAGCGAGGGCAUCGCACAUGGCGAGCUUCGCGACGAAAUUUACUGCCAGGUAAUGAAGCAGCUCACCGGGAACCCAAGCGCGGAGAGCGUGUUCAAGGGCUGGCAACUGCUUUGUGUUUUGCUCGUUACCUUUCCGCCCUCGAAGGACUUCGAGACGUAUCUGCGCUCCUACUUCCAACAGGCGACGGUGCGCCACGAGGGGCGCGUGGAUGUCAUGGCGAAGUACUGCUUGAGACGACUGGCAUAUAUCGCACGGAAGGGACCGAGGGGCAAGCCACCUACGACGGCAGAGAUUGAGACUGCGUCGGAUGCCGCAUUCCACCCUUCGAUAUUCGGCGAGUCCCUCGAUACCGUCUUCCGCUUACAGGAACGAUCGUACCCGCAUAUGAAGGUGCCCAUCAUCCUUCCUUUCCUCGCCGACGGCAUCCUCGCUUUGGGGGGCACCAAAACAGAAGGCAUCUUCCGUAUACCCGGCGACGGCGACUCUGUAUCCGAACUCAAACUCCGCAUUGAGAAGGGCUACUACUCGCUCGACGCCAUCGAUGACCCCCACAUCCUCGCGUCGUUAAUGAAGCUGUGGCUUCGUGAGCUCUGCGAUCCGCUCGUGCCUGACGAGCUGUACCACGAGUGCAUACGCGCAAGCAAAAGCCCAGAGGCGUGCGUGAGCAUCGUGCAGCGGCUGCCAACGAUCAAUCGCCGGGUGGUCCUAUUCGUCAUCAGCUUCUUGCAGCUGUUCUUGGACGAGAAGGUCAGCUCAGUUACGAAGAUGACGAGCCCGAAUUUGGCACUCGUCAUGGCGCCGAACCUGCUGCGGUGCAACUCGGAGAGUAUCGCAGUCGUAUUCACGAAUGCUCAAUACGAGCAUACAUUCGUCCACAAUCUCUUGCUGCAUCUUCGUUGUGACACCAUCGAUCCUGACUACAUCCCGACACAUGGUCAAGGCGCUGUCUCACCCACCAGCCCUCCGCCCAAGAACUCCCAAGGUCGUCGUAGACCUAAUCAUUGA